Fundulus heteroclitus (mummichog) is the source of this 1139-nucleotide messenger RNA. RefSeq names its product troponin C type 1a (slow) (gene tnnc1a). Gene Ontology annotation, molecular function: calcium ion binding. Gene Ontology annotation, cellular component: myosin II complex. The record is from RefSeq and is a predicted model, not a curated record. The coding region runs from base 147 to 611 and encodes 154 amino acids. The transcript has 6 exons. NCBI's taxonomy places the organism in Eukaryota, Metazoa, Chordata, Actinopteri, Cyprinodontiformes, Fundulidae.
AAGAAUGAAGAAAUUGCAACGAUGAAAACACCCUAGAGGAAUACGCUCUAUCCUCUUCUCUUUUUUUUCCGUCUCUUAUUGAUUUUCGCCUGAAAUAAAGAUAUGGACAGUAGAAGACAAGAGCAAAUGAGGAAGGAUCUAACGCUAUGGUUGAACAGCUGACAGAUGAACAGAAAAAUGAGUUCAAGGCCGCCUUCGACAUCUUCGUGCAAGACGCAGAGGAUGGCUGCAUCAGCACCAAGGAGCUGGGGAAGGUCAUGAGGAUGCUCGGUCAGAACCCCACGCCAGAAGAGCUGCAGGAGAUGAUAGAUGAGGUGGAUGAAGAUGGGAGCGGCACGGUGGACUUUGACGAAUUCUUGGUCAUGAUGGUGAGAUGCAUGAAGGACGACAGCAAAGGGAAGACAGAGGAAGAGCUCGCCGAGCUCUUCAGGAUGUUUGACAAGAAUGCAGACGGUUACAUCGACCUGGAUGAGCUGAAAAUGAUGCUGGAGUCCACAGGAGAAACGAUCACUGAGGACGAUAUCGAGGAGUUGAUGAAAGACGGGGACAAAAACAAUGAUGGCAAGAUUGACUACGAUGAAUUCUUGGAGUUCAUGAAAGGAGUGGAGUAAUCCUGAACAGGAGAGGAUCCGGCAUUAUUUCAGUGUCACUGUGACUCCUCCACGGUCAUCUGUGGAAGACUGGAUGCGGAUUUGGCUGCAGUUGAUGGAAACGAUGGGGACAGCAUUGCAAAUACUGUAUCUGAUUUCUUUUUCUUUCUUUCUUUUCUAUUUUCUAUCAUAUCUUGCGAUUUGUGACUUUCAGUACAUUCAAUCUGUGUAAAUGUGUCUAAAUUGCUUAACAUUUUUGUUGAGACCAAAUAUUAAUUCCCCUUUUAGCUGGUUUAUGUUAGCUUUUUGUAUUAUCUUCCAGGUAAAUAUGAUACUGAAAAGGCCGCAUCCCAAUUCCUGACGGGAUGCUCAAGAUGUAAAUAAACACAAAGCAAAGUCUUGUUAGACGCUUCGUCCAGGAAAAACCCCUGGAUCCAGUCAGUGUGCAUGCUAUUUAUUCUGUUCUCGUGUUUCAGGUUUGACUGCAUGUUUCUGCAGAAAAGGUCUACUUGAAAUGUUUGCUUACAAAUAAAAAUCGAAGCAAGAAAA